CAUGCCUGGACAGCCAAAGGCUGUCCAGGCAUGCUGGGAGUUGUAGUUUUGCAACAUCUGGAGGUACCCUGGGUUGGGAAACACUGGUCUAUAGGGUUUGUCUCCUCAUACUGGAAGAUGUAGCAUGGACGGUGAAUCUUCAUAGGCCACUGUUACUCUUUCGGGAUUCCUUGCCAUUGUACUUUCCAAUGGUUGUAUCAAUAAGGAACCCCCCAAAAUUUAUAGACACAUCGGGACAUUGUACGGACUUGAACCUUGGAUCAGUAUCCGUGAGAUUCCAUUGUGGAAACCUGUUUUGUCACAUUGCCAACGGUAAGAGUGAAGUGUUACCGGGAAGAUGACGGCCACGAGUCAGAGCAAGUAUGGUGAGAAUUCUACGAGGGGAAACAAGUGCAGCAGGAACCCAUUCAACAGCAUCAAGGUCUUCGUGGUUUGUCAUGGAUUCCUGCAGCUCUCUCAGCUCCUCCUGUCCGGCUACCUCAGGAGUUCAAUUUCCACCAUUGAGAAGCGCUUUGGGUUAUCCAGUCAGACAUCUGGGAUCCUGUCGUCCUUUAAUGAGAUUGGGAACACUGUGCUCAUCGUCUUCAUCAGCUACUUUGGGAGCAGAGUCCACCGACCGCGGUUCAUCGGCCUAGGAGCUCUGAUCGUCUGCUCUGCUGGAUUUAUCAUGUGCCUACCCCACUUUAUUAUGGGACCGUAUGAGUACGACAAAUCGUUUGCAAGUACCUACAGUAACAUAACCGACAUCUGUCAGCCCGGCACACUGAACCAGAGUCCCAGCAGUGACCAGUGCAUGACGACGGCUCAGAGAGCAGACAGCCAGGUCCUGUCCAUUCUGUUCAUCGGUCAGAUCCUGCUGGGGAUCGGUGGGGUGCCCAUUCAACCCUUCGGGAUUUCUUACAUAGAUGAUUUUGCCAGCAAAAGGAACUCGCCGCUGUACAUAGGCAUCCUCUUCGCUGUGACGGUGAUGGGCCCCGGCGUCGCUUUCAUCCUCGGAUCCUUCAUGUUACGCUACUAUGUUGACAUUGACAAGCUCCCAUCCAGUGAAAUAGUUCUUACCCCCAGUGACCCGCGCUGGAUCGGAGCCUGGUGGCUGGGCUUCAUAGUGGCCGCCAGUAUUGUAGUAUUGGCCUCCAUCCCCUACUUCUUCUUCCCCAGAGAAAUGCCAAAAGAGCAGGUCACAAAUGAGGGAGCGGAUGAGCGCCCCCCCGGCCUGAUGGACGCCUUCACCAAUAACCCUGACACAAGUGAACCCGUGUCCUUGGCAAAGUUCAUCAAAGUAUUUCCCAAAGUUCUACUCAGGACACUGAAAAAUCCAAUCUAUAUUCUGGUGGUUUUGGCUCAAGCCAAUCUGUCCGCCAUGAUAUGUGGGCUGGCGACAUUCAUGGCCAAGUUUCUGGAGAGACAAUUCUCAGUCACUGCAUCAUUGGCUAAUCUAAUGAUCGGAUCCAUAAACAUCCCAGGAGCCAUGACCGGCAUUGUUUUAGGCGGGUUCAUCGUGAAGAGGUUCCACUUAUCCCUCCGGCAGUGCGGCGCUAUGUGCAUCAUCGGAAUGCUGAGCUGCGUCUUGAUCGCUCUCCCUCUUCUCUUCUUGGGAUGCUCGACGCAACAGUUUGCGAGUCCCCAAGCUGACCCGCACUUGAGUGUUGGACUUUGGCACAAUGUGACUGAGUGCAGCAGUAAAUGUGGCUGCUCCAAAUCAGCUUUCAACCCGAUCUGCGGUGCGGACGGCAUCGAGUACAUCUCUCCAUGCUACGCUGGCUGUCAGGGGGUUAACUUCGAUUACGCUGCAAGUAAAGUGCUGAAUUAUACCCAUUGUGACUGUAUAACCUCUCCAGGAUCGGGGAGCUCAGCCAGUCCGGGAUCGUGUGGAAGCAGCUGUUACCAUCUGUUCAUGCCCUUCAUGGUCCUGUCCUUCCUGGCCGGGGCAUUGGCCAGCUUAUCCCAGACGCCUUCCUUCAUGCUGAUACUUAGGAGCGUCAACCCAGCGGAAAAAUCCCUGGCCAUCGGAAUGCAGUUCAUGUUCCUGAGGAUUCUUGCCUGGCUGCCCGGCCCCGUCAUGUAUGGCAGCAUGAUUGACAGCACCUGUAUACUAUGGGGGAAGAAGUGCGGAGCCAAAGCCGCCUGUCAGUAUUAUAAUAACAACCUGCUGAGACAACGGUUCAUCGGCCUGCAGAUUAUCUUUGAAAUAGGAGCCUUGAUCUUCUUCAUUGCCGUUUACUGCGUGUUACGUCACAAAGACAAGGUCAAGGCAGAAGAAGAGGAGAACCCGGAGACUCACAAGUUAAAUGAGACGGAGGGAAAUCUGAAAAUCGUUCCAAGCCAGGAGAAGGAAGUGGCUACUUAGGUCACUUGUGGAAUGUUCUGUGGGGAUGUUUAUUCCGUGCUCUGUGUGAGGGAUUCUCCUCAUCAAACUGGAGACAUUGUGCAAUAUCUUCAAGAGAACUUCACAAGGAACGUCUCCUCGCAACUCAUCGGAAUUCCUGCAAAUGAGGAUUAAACCAUUUUGUUUAUCAAACCUUUCAAAAUAUUUCAAAAACAUUACAUUAAGGAAAGGACAUGUUUCUGCACCAAAGAUGAUCACAGAGCAAAUGCUGAAAUUCCAUCCCAAACUUCCCUCCGUUUUUUUUCUAUUCCUGAUCACUGCCUGGUUGCAAAUUUAACUUUACAACAAAGUUUCUACUGACGCCAUCAAGGUUUACUAUAGUUUGGUCAUAAAUUGGAAUGACUUGAUAAGAAGAGAGAAAAUGCCACCAAGUUCAACCAGUUUACUGUUAGCAUUUUCCAUCCAGGAGAAGUUGGAAGACCUCUGUGAACCCAAAGGAGUUAAAGGGUUACUCCACCUCUAGACAUCUUAUCCACUAUCCAAAGCCCCUGAUCUCCCUGCUGCUCCCGGCAUUCUUUUAGAGUGUUGGGUGCAGAGCCGGAGACUCGUGAUGUCACAGUCACACCCCCUCAAUACAAGUCUAUGGGAGGGGUCAUGACAGCAUUGAGGGGGCGUGGCCAUGACAUCAUGAGCCUCCAUCCCGCAUCGCCAGUCAUCCGGCACAGAACGAAGUUCACUCCCUGCACCGGAUGCCUGGGGUGCCGCAGCCGAGAUAGUGCGGGUUCCGCCACUGGGGAUAGGGGAUAAGAUGUCUAGGGGUGGAGUACCCCUUUAAGACCUAAACAAAAAUCAAAAAGGUAUAAAUGCGGAAAAUUAUUAACUUUUAAUCUUCAGUGUACAGAGGAAUACCAUCUGACAUCUAUCACCUGACAUCAAGAUCAGACAUUUUCCUCCUACAGGACAGAAAAGGUUGGAAGGUCCCUAUGAACCCACGGGAGCAACUUAGUGCAUCAUAUGCCUAAAAACAAUCAAAAAGCUAUUAAAAUAAAAAUAAAAAAAGCUAAAACUAAGAUGGAUAUAUUACUCUACAUUCCAUAUGGGAAUCUUUACCUUUAGCUUCAGUUGCCCUUUUCCUACUUUCCAAUUUAUGGUAUGAGCCUCCCCUUAACCUUUCCUCUUCAGCAAGUUCAGUCUUUCCUGUUGAUCCAGAAGACAUUGUAAGGUCCCUAUGAACCUUCAGAAGCAAUUUGCAGCACCAAAAGCCUAAAACAAUACAAAAGCUAUAAAAACAGGCCAGUAAUAACUUUUUAAUCCUCAGUGUAAAUUGAACUACAUGACUUUGAACUCAAUCAUCUCGCUCUACAUUCCAUGCAGGAAACUUCCCUUUCUGCUGCUAUCCAUGCUCCAGUUGGCCUUUUCUCUUGUUCCCAUUAUUGGUGUAAGCCCACCCUUGGAUCAUCUUCUCUAUUAAGUUCAUCCUCUCCUGUCUGCUUCAUUUAUCCUGAAGAAGUUGGGACACAUUUGCUCUACAUUCCAUACAGGAAACGUCAUCCUCUGCGGCUAUCCUCACUCCAAUUGGCCUUUUCUCACCAUCCCAUUAUUGGUACCAACAUCAAAAGAAAAAGUGGCACCGAUACCUUUGAAUGCAGCUCCUCGGGAUGGAUAGUGUACCGUACGACAAGUAAACAGAUCAGUCCAGGUGCGGCGGUGCUAGGACAACAUAUGUAGCGCCCCACGCUACCUUGCAAACCGUUCCCGUAGGAGCAGCCCGAGAUGGGAGCCAAAUAACCACAGUUUAUGCGAUGAGUGCAGGACGCCUGUUUUUUCUUCUAUAUUCAUCCCAUUAUUGGUAUGAACCUACCCUAGGCUCGCCUUCUCCAGAGGGUUCCCCCUGUCCUUUCGAACACAUCUUGCUCUACAUUCCAUACGAGAAACUUCACCUUCUGCUGCUAUCCCCACUCUAGUUGGCCUUUUCUAAUUUUCCCAUUGUUGGUGUAAGCCUACCCUUGGCUCGCUUUCUCUAUUAAGUUCAUCCUCUCCUGUCUGCUUCAUUUAUCCUGAAGAAGUUGGGACACCUUUGCUCUACAUUCCAUACAGGAAACUUAAUCCUCUGCUGCAAUCCUCGCUCCAGCUGGUCUUUUCUCUCAUUCCCAUUAUUGAUAUGAGCCUACCCUUGGCUCACCUUCUCCAGUAAGUUCCUCCUCUCAUGUAUCCUUUAUUGAUCCAGAAUAAGUUGGAACACAUCUUGUUCUACAAUUCCUUAAAGGGAUCUUCAUCUUCAACAAAGAUGUAAAUACAGGACAGUGAUACAUUUUAGACAUCUUCAGUGUAAAGUGACAUCAGUCACAGGCUUCCUCUACAUUCCACAGAGGAAUCUUCACCUUCAGCUGCUAUCCCAGCUCCAGUUGGCCUUUCCUUCCUUACCCAUUGAUGGUGCGAGCCUUCUUCCUUGGACCUCUACUCUCCUUUCGUACUGGAAUGUUAGCAAAGAGAAGAUGGAAGAUGAGUCUUAUUGUCCAUCAUAUCUACAAGGAUGAGGCAGAACUUGAGGCUCUUGGUUCCCAAUACAAGGCCAACACAUAGCAUGGACCAUUUACAAAACUGGUUUCUUUCUAUGAGGUUCUUCAUCCGGCAUCAGUGCUUGAUUGCGCCUGGUAUCUCAGCACCUUCUGAGGAUAUGGGGUCAUGAUGUGAACUUUUAUAAAAAAAAAAAAAAAAAUAGGAGCUCCAUAUUGAUUUUCGGGGCUCCUUCUUCUCAGUUUAUACUACUGUAGACAUAUAAAUGCUUAGAUAACACAUUUUUGGAUAACCAAUUGUUUUUUAUAGCAUAUUUUUUACUGAUAUCUCAGCUCGUGGUACCAUUGUAUUUGUAUUUGUUAAUAUUUGAGAUAUUUUUGUAAUACAUUCCAUGCCUUAUCUUCCCAAGGUCUUUUAAGGCUUCGAAGCCUUGGUAACUUGACCUUGACCAGUACUUGUAAAGCUCUAUGCAAUAUGUAUAGCACUUUAUGAAGGCGUGAAUAAUAUGAAGUAUUAUUCAUGCUUUAGAAAUCAGGGAACAACAUGUUUCAUGGAGAACAGACUUAAAGGGAUACUCCAGUGUUUGAUAACUUAUCCCCUAUGCACAGGAUAGGGGUACGUGUCUGAUCAGCGAGGGUCGGCUGCUGGGACCCUCGGAAUGUCCAGAAUUGCCCCCCGAAUCCCCCUGUACCCAUAGCAGGGUCCACACCAACCAAGCCCAAUCCUUACCCCCCACCACCCCCAUGUAUUCUCUAUAAGAGAGCCAGAGUGCCGUACUCCUGUAUCUUCAGUGCUGUCAUAGAGAAUUCAUGGAGAGAUAGCAUCGACCCACUCAAUGAGAGUCUGGGGCUAUUCUGGGUAUUACAGGGGGUCCAAUCUCAAACCCUCCGCAAUUGGGCACUUAUCCCCUAUUCUAUGAAAAUGAGAUAAAUUAUGAAAUGCCGGAGCACCCCUUUAGUGGGAAUUUAUGAGAUGAUAUUUAUGAAACAAGCUGCGGAUGCCAUCAGAUAGGUGACAGUGUAAAGGUAUCAACCAUACUUUUUGUUAGUGUCAAUGGGUUUGGGACAACUUACAAAAAUUAUGAAUUUUCUCCAGGUGUCAAGGGGGUGGAGCUGAGCUGCUUAAGUGCCAUAGCAAGGGAUUUAAAAACAGGGCUCAGCAUCAUAAGCUUAGCCCUGUACCUCAAUCAACCAGUAAAGGAGGUUGGCCCGGGAGUCAAGCGGCACUGUGGCACUUAAGAAGCUCGGUCCCGCCACCUUGACACUUGAACAUCAUAUUUUAUACGUUUUGCCAAAUUAUCAACACUAACACGAUCCCUAUAAUAGUCAGUACUGCCAGAUAUUUACCAUUGAGUUCUAUUCAAGUCAUAUACUCUUUUUCCAGUAAAGCAUUGACUAUAUCUACCAGUGUUUCCAAAGCAGGAGGGGGCCUCCGGCUGUUGCAAAGCUGCAAAUCCCAGCAUGCCCGGACAGCUGUCGGCUGU
Hyla sarda is the source of this 6326-nucleotide messenger RNA. It is a transcript of the gene SLCO2B1, whose product is annotated as solute carrier organic anion transporter family member 2B1. Gene Ontology annotation, molecular function: bile acid transmembrane transporter activity; protein binding. Bases 338 to 2347 code for a protein of 669 amino acids. NCBI's taxonomy places the organism in Eukaryota, Metazoa, Chordata, Amphibia, Anura, Hylidae. The transcript is spliced from 15 exons. The record is from RefSeq and is a predicted model, not a curated record. Gene Ontology annotation, biological process: transmembrane transport; sodium-independent organic anion transport; bile acid and bile salt transport. Gene Ontology annotation, cellular component: membrane.